AUGAUAUAUAUUUACAAGAUUUUUCAAACAAAUUCUGUUCCAGAAAUUUUUUAUUCUGCUGAUUUUGUUGCAUUAAGAGUAGCUGUUGCUGCUGUUGCAAAUUCUGUUCCGGAAAUUGUUUAUUCUGCUGAUUUUGUUGCUGUUGCUGCUGUUGCAAAUUCUGUUCCGGAAAUUGUUUAUUCUGCUGAUUUUGUUGCUGUUGCUUCUGUUCCGGAAAUUGUUUAUUCUGCUGAUUUUGUUGCUGUUGCUGCUGUUGAAAUUUCUGUUUCAGAAAUUUUUUAUUCUGCUGAUUUUGUUGCAUUAAGAUUAGCUGUUGCUGCUGUUGCAAAUUUUGUUCCGGAAAUUUUUUGUUCUGCUGAUUUUUUUGCGUUAAGAGUAGCUGUUGCUGUUGUUGCAAAUUCUGUUCCGGAAAUUGUUUGUUCUGCUGAUUUUGUUGCGUUAAGAGUAGCUGUUGCUGCUGUUGCGAAUUCUGUUCCGGAAAUUGUUUAUUCUGCUGAUUUUGUUGCUGUUGCUGCUGUUGCAAAUUCUGUUCCGGAAAUUGUUUAUUCUGCUGAUUUUGUUGCUGUUGCUGCUGUUGAAAUUUCUGUUUCAGAAAUUGUUUAUUCUGCUGAAUUUGUUGCAUUAAGAGUAGCUGUUGUUGCUGUUGCAAAUUCUUUUCCGGAAAUUGUUGAUUCUGCUGAUUUUUUUGCAUUGCAAAUUCUUAGCUGUUGCUGCUGUUGCAAUUCUUUUCCAGAAAUUGUUUAUUCUGCUGAUUUUGUUGCUGUUGCUGCUGUUGCAAAUUCUGUUCCGGAAAUUGUUGAUGUUUUGGCGGGAAUUGUUGUGCACUUUGUUCGUAGGAUAGACGAUGUCCAGCUUUAUGCCCCUCAUUACCAUUAA
Molecule: messenger RNA, 876 nt
Organism: Funneliformis geosporum
Lineage: Eukaryota; Fungi; Glomeromycota; Glomeromycetes; Glomerales; Glomeraceae
Source: the annotation of a GenBank genome assembly